Molecule: messenger RNA, 577 nt
Organism: Cyprinodon tularosa
Lineage: Eukaryota; Metazoa; Chordata; Actinopteri; Cyprinodontiformes; Cyprinodontidae
Product: acylphosphatase-2-like
Exons: 4
Coding region: 59-397 (112 amino acids)
Molecular function (GO): acylphosphatase activity
Source: RefSeq, a predicted model, not a curated record
UUAUUAUAGCAGCAAGGAGAGCAGGUUCAAAUAUCAGGAUAAAAAUAAUCGUAGUGACAUGCUGCUCGGUGUGCUGAUAUUAUGUGUCUUUAGCUUCGUCAUGCCUGAAGACAAACUGGUUUCAGUUGACUUUGAGAUUUUUGGCAAUGUGCAGGGUGUUUGCUUCAGGAUGUACACUGAGGAUCAGGGUCGCAGUUUGGGACUCAGUGGUUGGGUGAAGAACACCAGACAGGGGACAGUGAUUGGCCAGAUCCAGGGACCGGCUGAUAGAAUCAACGACAUGAAACUUUGGCUGCAGAACGUUGGUAGUCCAAGCUCUCGAAUUGACCGAGCCGUUUUCUCCAAUGAAAGAGACAUUUCUAAACCAGAGAUCACGGGGUUUUCUACUCGCUACUGAGCAUGCUCUGAUUGCUUUAUAGUUACAAGAUCAUCAGCCUGCAGCUCAUCAACGGUGUCAAAUGGUUAAUUAAUGAGCAGUUGUUUAAACUCUACAAAGGAAAGAAACGAAAUUCUAAAAAAAUAUAUAUAAACUUGAGACUUUCCAAACUGCAACCAAUUAAAACCAUUUCAGUUCAAU